Molecule: messenger RNA, 2637 nt
Organism: Neoarthrinium moseri
Lineage: Eukaryota; Fungi; Ascomycota; Sordariomycetes; Amphisphaeriales; Apiosporaceae
Exons: 2
Coding region: 1-2637 (878 amino acids)
Source: RefSeq, a predicted model, not a curated record
AUGGCUACGAGGACCGACUUAAACGCGCGACCGCGGGCGCGGGUCAAGACUACGUAUGGCAAGACGUCCAGAAGCAGGCCUUCUUUCACUCGUGCAGCUUCGCAGCCGGUCACGGCCACCGACAACCCGAGACCCUCCGCCGUGAGGGCUGCAACCACGCGCCAGCAGCAACCGACCACGACAUCAUCAACGCCCCUCGACAAUGCGUCACCUGAACCUCUCUCUGUGGACGGGCCGGCGGAUGUCAAUUUGCCUGCGCAUAGUGCGGGGAAGGAAACGGGCACCGACAAGAAGCGCAAGAUUGCUCAGAUAUAUUCUGCCCAUGAAGAGGGCCAAGACCCUCUGAGCGAGGACAGCUCUCCAUCGGCACCGCGACCGAGACAGAGAUCCCGCGUAUCCUCGCCUACCGAGAAUGUUGCCGCAAAAGGGAAGACGUAUGGAGCGGCGCGGCGCAUGCGCUCGACGUCGGCGGACAUGAUGGACGUGGAGGCGACAGAUGGAAUCCUGUCCAGUCCUCCGCCAACACCAGUAGCCCCCAAGGAAAGGCGGGCGGGCGGGAAGCAAGUUCGCGAGAAGGCGCUGCCCUUCUCCCCCAACACGUGGCAAAGCUUCGACAACCUUCAAGUUGGCGACAGCAAAAGGCCCCGUCAACACCAAAUACCUAUCCACCUGGCAAGCGAACGGCUGCCCAAAACCAAAUCCACAUCUGGCGCGCCGUCGAGCUCGCAGGCCGUACCCCGCGCACCUAGAGCACCUGCGACGUCGAUACUUGAGCCGACGCCUGCCAAGAAGCCCAGAAAGAAGCUGAUAGACGCCUUAAUGGAGCAGAUGGAGGAGUCAGACGGCACUGCUGAGGAUAGACCCGACAACCAAAUAAGCUGGGCUGACCCAGUAGUCUCAUCAAGCCAGACCAGCCAGGAUACUACACAGUCUUCCACCCCAACCCAAACCCCCAAUUCGCGACGAACCUACGGCAAUGCUUCUGUUAGAACUAUCGCGCGAUCGGGAAGUUCCCUAAAAUACACGUAUGGCCAAUCGAGAGUCACCAUGCUGGAAGAGGACAACCUGCUCGAAUCUCUUGCGCUACCAGAGGACACAGGGUUCGCGUCGCUAAAAGGACGACGGCUUGAAUUAGGUGGCCCGAAGAAACCAGUCAAAUCAAGCAUGGAUUUCGAAGACGAUGACGCCUUAGGAGCGUCUCCCAAAGGCAAGAUCCGAGAUAUUCACGAGCUUAAGCAAGCCGGAGAGAACAGCCGCGUUGCAGAUGAGAUGUUUGACCUGUCGUCACAAAUCGGCCAGCCCACCCCCAAGCCGUCAUCCUCUCGUAGGACAGCUUUGCUUCAGGUUGCUGAAAAAGUUCAACAAAAGGAUUACAGGCAGCGGCUACGCAACCAUGGCAUCGAUGCCACGGUUCUCAAGGGAAUCGGCAGUGAGACCGAUGUCAUCUCCGGAUACUUGGUCUCAACGAUCCUACUACAUUUUCUUGCGACGUCCUCUGCGCCUCACAUUAUUCAACUCCUCCGUACCGAGGAUGCCGGUUAUCUCUUCGGGCGGCUUCUUGACUCAGACGAUGACAUCAAAAGAACAGCUAGAGAUCGAAAGACCAAUUUGUCCAAGCGCAAUCAGACCGCGCUGAUCGGUCUACAGGCAUCUCUCCUGCAGCUUCCGAUCUGGGAGCUCGGGAAGCCAGAAUCGCUGUCUCCAAGAACUGUGGCUUUGAAGGGUCUCGAGCUAAUUACAAGCCAAGACGUUGUACUAGCAAGUGAUCCCGCGCUCUUCCCUGACAAUGUGACCCAUGGCCUUUUCGGUGUCCUGCCAAUGGCCAAGGAUGCUGAGUUCUGGGAUGAACCGACUGCUCCGGGAACAUUCGACCUUCGCUGUUCUCUGUCGAUCCUCGAGUACCAUGCUGUCAAGGCUAUGGAGUCCCAAGACCAUGGUGAACAGCUCGCGGCUCGAUACCUGCCUAUCCUUGCAGAAGUCUUCGCGUCUGCUCUUCAGAACUCAGCAGCCCGUGAUAGCGAGCUCGAAAGUCUUCUACUGAAGCUCGUGCUCAACAUGACUAACGCAAGCAGUACUUCUGCGGGCCCUUUCCUUGACAAGGGUAUUCUUCCAGCGUUGGCUAGUUCGAUCUGUACCAGUUUCACCCAGUCCGCAGCAGCUGUAGCUGGAGAUGGUUGGUCUGAAGGCGUCUUGAACAACCUCGUAUUGAGGAUCGGCAUUUUAGUGAACUUCGCGGAGCAAAGCACGCCGGUCAGGAAGGCUGUCCAUGAAUGUUCCGGUGAUGACGGCAGCUCUCCGAUGAAAGAGCUCAUCCGGAUCUUCUUGGAUAAUCACCGGAAUACUGCAGAGGCCGACUCGGAAGCUAAGAGUCAAUUGAAUGUGGCCUUUGGGUACCUUUCGGUGCUCCUAGGACACUUGUGCCUCUACCAGCCUAUCCGCCGCGCGUUCAAGGCAAGUCAUUCGGCCAAGAGCUUGGGCCCGCUCCUCGAUUCGAUCCAGGAGUUCAUCUCGCAUCACAGAGCCAUGGAGGCCAGCCUUUUGGAGGCUAGCCCCGAGGACCCGAGGACAUCAGGAGGCUACACAGACAGGCUGCAAGAGCUCGUCGACCAGCUGCAGAUUGAUGCCGUCUACGACUGA